Messenger RNA from Notolabrus celidotus (New Zealand spotty), 1137 nucleotides. RefSeq names its product reticulocalbin 3, EF-hand calcium binding domain (gene rcn3). The record is from RefSeq and is a predicted model, not a curated record. Gene Ontology annotation, molecular function: calcium ion binding. Gene Ontology annotation, cellular component: endoplasmic reticulum. NCBI's taxonomy places the organism in Eukaryota, Metazoa, Chordata, Actinopteri, Labriformes, Labridae. Bases 132 to 1082 code for a protein of 316 amino acids. The transcript is spliced from 8 exons.
GUUGAUGAUUGGUUACCUGAACAAGAAGUCCCGCCUCUGUGACACUGAUAUUUAAAGGUACAGAGUGCCAACGCGGACUGAUCUGAGAGCUGGGUGGUGUCGCGAGACGAUAAAAACUGACGCUCAAAAAGAUGCUGCUCACAUCGUUAGCGUCCCUCUGCCUCCUGGCUGCUGUGGCCUUCGCUGUACCUGCUCAGGAGAAACGCGUCCAUCACCAUGCCGACCUGAGUGACCACGCUCAUGACGACGCCCACGGCUUCCAGUAUGACCAUGAGGCCUUCCUGGGGAAAGAGGAUGCCAAGACAUUUGACCAGCUGACCCCUGAGGAGAGCAAAGAGAAGCUGGGGAAGAUCGUGGAUCGCAUUGACCUAGACAAGGACGGCUUUGUGACACACUCAGAGCUGCACUACUGGAUCAAACACCGACAGAGGAGGUACAUCGAGGAGAACGUGAACAAACACUGGAACGACUACGACCAAAACCAGGAUGGAAAGAUCAGCUGGGAGGAGUACAAGAACACCACAUAUGGAUUCUACCUGAAUGAGGAGUUUGAUGAUAUUGAAGACAAAGCCACCUAUAAGUCCAUGCAGAACCGGGAUGAGAGACGAUUCAAGAAUGCUGACAAAGACAGAGACGGCAUUGCCACACGCGAGGAGUUCACUGCCUUCCUCCACCCGGAGGAAUUCGACUACAUGAAAGACGUGGUGGUGCAGGAAACAAUUGAAGACAUCGAUAAGGACGGAGACGGAAAGAUAAACUUGAAUGAAUAUAUUGGGGACAUGUUCACUCCUGAGAACGGGGAGUCUGAGCCUGAGUGGGUCCAGACAGAGAAGAAACACUUCUCAGAGUUCAGAGAUGUCAACAAGGAUGGUUUCAUGGAUGGUAAUGAAGUUGCUCAGUGGGUUUUACCUGGUGAGGUGGAUCAUGCUGACAAUGAGGCCAAACACCUCAUCCACGAGACUGACACAAACAAGGAUGAGAAAAUGUCGAAGAAGGAGAUUCUGGCUAACUGGAACAUGUUUGUGGGUAGCCAGGCCACCAACUACGGAGAAGAUUUAACCAAGAGACACGACGAGCUUUGAUGAAGCUCACAGGGGUUUAAAUAUUUCAAAAGCUAUGGAGGGAUAGUUACAGGGG